AUGCCUAUCAUAGCAACGGCUGAUUCCACCAUUGUAAAGCUCUCAAACAUCCGCGGCGCAAUCUUCGAUCUCGACGGCACGCUGAUCAGCACGCUCCAAGUAACCGAGCACGUCUACACGAAGCACAGCCAGAUCCACAACAUCGACCCGCUCCCAGUAAUCCACUUCUGCCACGGCAUCCCCACACUUCAAGUGCUCCAGGAAUUCUUCCCCGCCACCACCCACACACCCGAAUACGCCGAGCUCAUAGAGCGAGAGGCCGCGGAGAUGCUCGAGGGAAUCGAGGUUAUCCCUGGAUCGCGCGAGUUACUGGAAGCGCUCGGUGAUAAAUGGAGCAUUUUCACCUCGGGAAUGCCCUUUCUCGCCUUGCCCCGGAUGAAGGCCCUCGGGCUGCCGAUCCCCAAAGUGUUCGUUACGCCCGUGAACAUAGCCAACGGAAAGCCAAACCCCGAAGGAUACCUGCUGGCUGCCCAGCGCAUGCAGUGCGGAGAUGAUGCCGCAGACUGCGUGGUUUUCGAGGACGCCGCCGCCGGCAUCGCCGCUGGAAAAGCCGCAGGGGCGCUGGUCAUCGGCCUGCGCACACAGCUCUCCGCCAAGCAACUGAAAGCCGCCGGCGCCGCGUACACAAUCGAGGACAUGACCAAAGUCGCCGUUGGAUCAGGCGUAGACGGAGAUUGCUUGACUUUAUUUAUCGACGAGUCCUAG
This is a messenger RNA of Kickxella alabastrina, 705 nucleotides long. Its product is annotated as HAD-like domain-containing protein. Bases 1 to 705 code for a protein of 234 amino acids. The record is from RefSeq and is a predicted model, not a curated record. The transcript has a single exon. NCBI's taxonomy places the organism in Eukaryota, Fungi, Kickxellomycota, Kickxellomycetes, Kickxellales, Kickxellaceae. Gene Ontology annotation, molecular function: beta-phosphoglucomutase activity; sugar-phosphatase activity.